This is a messenger RNA of Paecilomyces variotii, 1224 nucleotides long. RefSeq names its product putative 60S ribosomal protein L20. The coding region runs from base 309 to 914 and encodes 201 amino acids. The record is from RefSeq and is a predicted model, not a curated record. The transcript has a single exon. Gene Ontology annotation, cellular component: mitochondrial large ribosomal subunit. Lineage: Eukaryota; Fungi; Ascomycota; Eurotiomycetes; Eurotiales; Thermoascaceae. Gene Ontology annotation, molecular function: structural constituent of ribosome.
CUCGUCCAGAAGUGCCUCAUAGUCGCCGAUUCGACGACACAAGUCACUUGCACGUCCGCAGGUAACGUCGAAUCUGAUCCGAAUUGGAGUUCUGGGACCCAUCAUCUUCUCUGAUCUCCUCUUUGGUAAGGAAAUCGGAUGAUGGAAAGUCAUUGUUGCGACCCUUCCAUCUGACCACCUGCAUUGUUUCCAUAUUUUCUCCCAGCUCAAGGACAGAAGGACGAACCGGUCUUCUUGCGACGUCUCUGCCAUAUCUCUUUAACAGCCUUUCGAUCUUUUCCAAUUAACGGCAUCUUAAUUCUCUCAUCAUGUCUACCUGCGCUGCGGCCCCGAAGCGGUCCUUUCUGAGACUAUCAUUCCUUCUGCCUUCAUGGAGCGAAUCGAGCCCUCUGGUGUUCCGCCGGAAUCAAUCUUCCUACAGGCGGACUAAAGCGCGACUCCGCGUGAAGCCAGAUGCCUCCUUUGGCCCUUCGCAGGCUCAGCUGCAUGAGCACGUCAUCUAUAAUCCCCCGUCGAGCGCGCCAUCGGUCUACCAAACACCUACAAAAUUUCUGCCCGCAGAUGAUAUUCGCAGAACUCUCCGUGCUGCCUCUCCCGUAGCAGAAACCAGAGAGACGGAUCUACCACCGGUCUUCAAGGAGACCCCGGAGAAGAAGUACCACCUCACUCCCGCCGACAUCGAAGAGAUUCGGAAACUCCGUGCUAGCGACCCGAUGACGUGGAGCAGAUGGAAGCUUGCUCGACGCUUCGACUGCUCCCCGCUCUUCAUUGCGAUGGUGUGCGAAGCCAGCCCUCAGAAGAAGGAGAUCCAGAAGCAGGUACUGCAAGCAGUACAGUCGCGGUGGGGUACGAAGCGGCGGAUUGCAAGAGAAGACCGAGAGUUGCGCAAGGAAACCUGGGGAAGGGAUGAAUAACGGUGAAAUGACCAAUGUUGGUUGCGUCUUCUCCAAUUCAUUUUCGGUGCUGUGCAUCAGGAUGCGAGACGGUUGCCAAGGCGUAUGUGUCGACCUGGAUUCUCUGCAUGAUUACGCUGGCCGGACGGGGUGGACCACGGCACACGCGAAUGGAAUGGACAUGUAUCUGAAUCAAUUCAUGGCUAUACAGCAUUGUACACUAUUAUAUUUCCUCAUCCUCUUUCUCACUGUAUUAGAAGAGCCUUGUGUGUUUAGAACCAAAAACAAAAAAUCAAAUCAUGUCUAUGAAUACGUUGAUAGUUAAUACCCG